UUGGGUGUGUCACGUGUUUACACAGGCAAGUGAUGUGUUGUGUAAUGUACCAAUUAAUUAAACACAGACGCUGGUUUCUUGGGAACAGGUUGACUGUCUUAGUUAAGGGAACAAUAUCAGGAUGCUUAAGACUGUUCAGCAAGCAUUGUUUUCCACUGGACUACAAUUGCCUAAAUGGGAACCUGUAGAAAAUAAGGCCACAGAUUACGAAGUUCGAAAGUAUGAAGCCACAAAGUGGGCCAGCACUAAAGUAGUUGGAAUGGAACUAGAUCCGGCCAUCAGCAAAGGAUUUACGAGACUCUUCAACUACAUACAAGGCAACAAUGAGAAAAAGGUGAAAAUAGAGAUGACCGUUCCAGUGACCUGCUUGGUGGACCCAGGUGCAGGACCGUUCUGUGAGACAACCUUUACCACCUCAUUCUAUAUACCUGAAGAACAUCAGGCUGAUCCUGUAAAACCGUCUGACCCAGACGUCUUUAUUGAACAAAGACCUGAGCUUACUGUGUUUGUCAGAGUAUUCGGUGGGUUUACAAAUGCACAGAAGGCUCAAGGAGAACUCAUAAAGCUGUCUCAGAGUUUGCAACGAGAUGGGCAGCAAUUUGAGGAAAAUGUGUAUUACACAGCUGGGUAUGACAGCCCCUUCAAAUUAUUUAACAGAAAAAAUGAGGUUUGGCUGAUUAAGAAGACCGGCGAAGACGUCAAAACAGAAGCGUAAAUGCCAGUGUGGUUAGUGCAGUUUUGAUUGUCAGAAAUUUUAUAUGAAGGGAUUUUUUUAUUUUCUUGAUUGAAUCACUAACUAACACUAAAUGUUGUGCAUCCAAGGAAGCCUAAUGUGAGACUGUGCCUUUGGUAGUUUGCAGCUCAUGUACUGGUUCAAUAUUUAACAAAAAUAUAUCAAAUAGACAAGUCAGCAAAAAAAAAAAAAAAAAAAAAACCUUAAUCAUAGGUGCAGCAUUUUUAGAAGCUUCAACUUAAUUAGUACUGCUUUUAUUUUGGUAUUUACUUAUGAGCCUGAACCAGCUGUUUUAAAACGAGCAAAGAAAAGCUAUCCACCUCACUGAGAUACGGUUAUAUUUUAUAGAUUAUGCAUAACAUGGGAACAGGGCAAUAUAUCAACUUACCAUCAAGGUGAUUUGUUGUUCAAGGUAAACACUGACAGCUGUGUUGAUGGUUUCCCUCUUUCUUUCAUUUUAAGCUGUCCAGUACGCAACCCCUUAAUGUGCUAACACCUCCUAGAACUGUAAUGUAUAACUAAUGUAUAAUCUCCAGUGUAAGAUGAGAAGCUCAUUGAAUCUUGGUAUCUCUACAUAAUCCCAUUAUGGCAUUUUCAUGGCAUGGGUUCUCUGACUCAUUCAUUUUAAUACAUAUUUAAAAGGAAGAUAUGUGCUUGAAGGGCCCUUAUGAAACAAAUACAGUAGAUUUUUUUUUUAAAUAGUCACCAAUUGAUUUUACAGUUUUUCGCCCAAUUUGAAAUAUUCAAUUGUAUUUUAGGCUCAGCUCACCGCUAUCUCCCCUGUGCCGACCUUUAUUACAGAAACAGAGACAAACUCAGCAGAUUUGCUUUAUUUAAAGCAUGUAAUCGCAGCAUUUGGUGCUCUCGUAAAAGCUUCUGAAUUUUGUAAUGAAGACCAACAUGUUCAACUGCAAAUGAAAAAGUCACGACCAGUUUUCACUAUAAUAAAAUAAAUAGUCUACAAAAGGUUUUCCCCUCUUUCAAAAAAGGUUCUUAAAAUGUACAAAUUCUGUAAAGUCAAAAGGUACUUUUACAAUUUCUAUAUAUUUACAAACAAUAUAAAACUGCACAGGAAUGUCCAAUUGUGUCACUCGUAAAAAAGUAAAAACACUGAGCGCACAAAUUGUUUUUUUGUUGUUGCUGUUUUCAUUAACAGGUUUGCCAAAAGAAAAACUGUUAACAUAAAAUAUGUUUGACUCCUUUAACAUUCACAAAUAGGGAGCUUAAAAAAAAAAAAAAAAUAAAAAAAUAAU
Messenger RNA from Polyodon spathula (Mississippi paddlefish), 1986 nucleotides. RefSeq names its product heme binding protein 2 (gene hebp2). The transcript is spliced from 5 exons. Gene Ontology annotation, cellular component: cytoplasm. The record is from RefSeq and is a predicted model, not a curated record. Lineage: Eukaryota; Metazoa; Chordata; Actinopteri; Acipenseriformes; Polyodontidae. Bases 122 to 715 code for a protein of 197 amino acids.